AUGGGAAAUUUUUUUAUAAUAUCAUAUAAUAAACAUUGUAUAGGACAAAUAAUUCAUAUGUUAUAUUUCAUAUGUUUAAUUUUUAUUUUAUAUAAUAGAAACACAUGCUUGCGAAGAAUUGCAAAAUGUGGUAGAAACUUGUCCGAGUUAAAUUUAGACCUGAGAACAGAUUAUGACGAACGUGAGAUUAAUAUAAAUAAAAACAUUCCAUCUUACCCCGUUAAAUUUAGUAAGUUGGAAUAUAAAUUAAGAAACGAAUGGGAUGAAUUAGAGAUAGAUGAACAUGAUGAUUAUAUGGAUGUCACUGUUGAAUGUUUUGAAAAAUUAUUAGAAAAUGACAAAAAUUUAGAAAAUUACCAAGAGAAUUAUGAAAUAAGAGCCUUAGUUGCUUAUAUGUUACAUGAGCUUCGUAGAGGAUAUAUAAAUGAGCAAAAAAUGAAAUUUAAGAAUUUUUUACAUAAAUUAAAAGAAAAAAGAAUUAAUGAACCUAUAGACACCUUGAAUAAUGAUGAACAAGAUGAAUGGAAUAAAAUAAAGAAUGGAAAAAUUAAAAGUGAUGAAGAAUGGAAAAGUUACCAAUUACAAACAUGGGAAUAUUUAAUUAAAAUGGAAUAUUAUAAAAAUAAAUACAGUCAGAAUGUGUAA
Molecule: messenger RNA, 645 nt
Organism: Plasmodium falciparum 3D7
Lineage: Eukaryota; Apicomplexa; Aconoidasida; Haemosporida; Plasmodiidae
Gene: REX4
Product: ring-exported protein 4
Source: RefSeq, a predicted model, not a curated record